This is a messenger RNA of Orcinus orca (killer whale), 504 nucleotides long. RefSeq names its product histone H3.3A-like. The transcript has 2 exons. The record is from RefSeq and is a predicted model, not a curated record. Gene Ontology annotation, molecular function: protein heterodimerization activity; structural constituent of chromatin; DNA binding. Gene Ontology annotation, cellular component: nucleosome. Lineage: Eukaryota; Metazoa; Chordata; Mammalia; Artiodactyla; Delphinidae. Bases 1 to 492 code for a protein of 163 amino acids.
AUGAGGCAGUUCCUACAGGAAUCUGUGGGAGUAGGAACCGAACAUGUAGGGCAACUUCAACAUACAGGAGGUCUCUAUACCAGGGCUCGUACAAAGCAGACUGCCCGCAAAUCGACCGGUGGUAAAGCACCGAGGAAGCAACGGGCUACAAAAGCCGCUCGCAAGAGUGCGCCCUCUACUGGAGGGGUGAAGAAACCUCAUCGUUACAGGCCUGGCACCGUGGCACUCCUUGAAAUUAGACGUUAUCAGAAGUCCACGGAACUUCUGAUUGGCAAACUUCCCUUCCAGCGUCUGGUGCGGGAAAUUGCUCAGGACUUCAAAACAGAUCUGCGCUUCCAGACUGCAGCUACUGGUGCUUUGCAGGAGGCAAGUGAGGCCUAUCUGGUUGACCUUUUUGAAGACACCAACCUGUGUGCUAUCCAUACCAAAUGUGUAACAAUUAUGCCAAAAGACAUACAGCUAGCACGCCGCAUACGUGGAGAACGUGCUUAAGAAUCCACUACG